ACCCACGAACUAAUCAUUUAUCGCCCCACUGCGAGCGAGUUAGCCGUCCUUUAUUUGAGAUCAAUCGUGCUCGUCGCUGAAAGUGGCAUUUAUGGCAGUGUUUGCUGUACUUUUGAGCGUCGGCGCAACAGUUUUUACAUGGCUGUUCGUUUUUCUUUUGUUUGCAUUUCUCGCCUACUGUUUUUAUAUCAAAUACAUUCAUAUGAAGUAUGACCACAUACCAGGGCCGCCGAGGAACAGUUUCUUCUUGGGACAUUCGCCGACGUUUGUGACGAUUAUGAAAAAUGACGGAAUUGUACACAACAAAUUUUUGGAGUGGGCCGAGACUUAUGGACCUGUUUACAGAAUGAAUAUCCUGCAUUAUAUUAUCCUUGUUGUGACCUGUCCAGAGGCAAUUAAGGAAAUCUUGAUGUCCCCUAAGUAUCCCAAGGAUCGAUUCCUCUACAAGCGAAUGUUUAAUCUCUUUGGCCAAAGGUUUAUAGGCACCGGUCUGGUCACUGCAAUCGAUCAUGAGACGUGGUACAAACAGCGGCGCAUCAUGGACCCUGCUUUUAGCACCUUGUACUUGAGAGGCCUAAUGGGGACCUUCAAUGAAAGAGCAGAGAAACUCAUGCAUAAGCUCUCAGAUUUAGCUGACAGUAACGCACAGGCCAACAUGCUGCAACUUGUCAACUGUGUCACGCUCGAUGUCAUCGCCAAGGUUGCGUUUGGAGUUGAUUUAGAUCUCCUGUCCAACAACUCGCCUUUCCCCAAAGCCAUUGAGUCUUGUCUGAAAGGGAUAGUGUAUCAAGUCAGAGUCUCUUUAUUCCAGUUCAAUCCAAAGAACUGGCCGUUCAUCAACGAGGUGAGGAGAGCCUGUCGCCUGCUGCGCACAACCGGAGCUCAGUGGAUCCGCGACAGAAGGACGGCCAUGCAAAACGGAGACGAUGUCCCGAAGGACAUCCUCACUCAGAUCAUUAAAACUGCUGCCACAGAGGAACAUAUGUCUGAAGAGGAUGAAGAGUUUAUGUUGGACAAUUUUGUAACAUUUUUUAUUGCAGGUCAAGAAACGACAGCCAACCAGCUAGCAUUUUGCAUCAUGGAGCUAGCAAGACAUCCUGAAAUACUGGAUAAAGUGACCAAAGAAGUGGAUGAUGUCAUCGGGAUGAAACAGGAAAUAAGCUACGAUGACCUGGGGAAGCUAGUUUACCUCUCACAGGUGCUGAAAGAGACACUAAGAAUCUACCCAACGGCUCCAGGCACGUCUCGGGAAAUUCAUGGAGACAUGAUCAUCGACGGUGUCCACCUGCCUGGAGGUUUCACCUGUAUACUGAGCUCCUAUGCAAUGGGGAGGAUGGAAAAGUUCUUUAAAGAGCCUCUUAAAUUUGAUCCAGACAGAUUUCAUCCAGAUGCUCCUAAACCCUAUUACUGCUACUUUCCCUUUGCCCUCGGCCCUCGGUCAUGCCUGGGAAAGAACUUUGCUCAGAUGGAGGCUAAAGUGGUGAUGGCAAAGCUGCUCCAGAGGUUCGAUUUCAGCCUCCUCCCAGGACAGACCUUCGACCUCCAGGACACUGGCACCCUGAGGCCAAAGAGUGGAGUCAUCUGCACAGUCAAACACAGGAAAUAUAAAAACUAAGCGAUGCUAAAGGUUUCUGCCACUAAAAUUCAAUAAAAAAUAGUCCUAACUGUUAGGUUUCUUCUCCUGCCUCAGACAGAACUGAUUACUGAUUUUUUUUUUUUUAUCUUGCACUUUUAUUGUUGUGAUUAAGAGUCUCUCUAUGUAAAGUUGAAAAUAAUUUGCCUUUAUUUAAUUAAUAUUUUCAACAAUGCUACACCUUUUGUGCCUCUAACAGUAACAGAAAUAUCAAAUGCUAUCAGCGCACGUCAAUAAAACUAACUGUUGUGGUAACUGAUGAAAU
Molecule: messenger RNA, 1898 nt
Organism: Gambusia affinis (western mosquitofish)
Lineage: Eukaryota; Metazoa; Chordata; Actinopteri; Cyprinodontiformes; Poeciliidae
Product: cholesterol 24-hydroxylase-like
Exons: 15
Coding region: 92-1615 (507 amino acids)
Biological process (GO): cholesterol catabolic process
Molecular function (GO): heme binding; cholesterol 24-hydroxylase activity; iron ion binding
Source: RefSeq, a predicted model, not a curated record